This is a messenger RNA of Achroia grisella, 4398 nucleotides long. RefSeq names its product JNK-interacting protein 3 (gene syd). Gene Ontology annotation, cellular component: cytoplasm. Gene Ontology annotation, molecular function: MAP kinase scaffold activity; JUN kinase binding; kinesin binding. Gene Ontology annotation, biological process: vesicle-mediated transport. The record is from RefSeq and is a predicted model, not a curated record. The transcript is spliced from 24 exons. NCBI's taxonomy places the organism in Eukaryota, Metazoa, Arthropoda, Insecta, Lepidoptera, Pyralidae.
UCAAGAAUCAAUCGUUAUUAAUUUUUUUUUGUGUAAAAAAUACGUCAAUCAAAUAAAUGCUAAUGUCUUGAUCUUUCUUCUCUCUACAUUUAUUAUAAUCAUCAUUAUAUGUUCCUUAUUAGUGGUAGGCGAAAUGUCAAAAGUUUUAAUAUAGAACGACCAAAAUCGAUCGCGUCAUCGUCCGUCGCAUACACAAAACAACUAAUUAUGUUUUCGCGUAAAAUUCAUUAGACGUCCUUGUGUGGAGUAAACGUAAUUUCCUUGUGCGUACUACUUACCUAAUUUGUUUCCAAUCAUGAAUUUCGACGAUACUUCCAGUAGUGGGUACGUCACCAACGAGACUAUAUACGGUACCCACGAAGAUUCUCAUGUAGUGAUGUCCGAGAAAGUCCAGUCGUUGGCUGGAAGUAUCUACCAAGAGUUCGAGCGGAUGAUAGCCAGAUACGAUGAGGACGUGGUGAAGACGUUAAUGCCACUGCUGGUGAACGUAUUAGAGUGCUUAGAUUCCGCAUAUCAGACCAACCAGGAACAUGAGGUGGAGUUGGAAUUGCUCAGGGAAGAUAAUGAACAACUGGUCACGCAAUACGAACGCGAGAAGGCGGCAAGAAAACACUCUGAGCAGAAGUUGUUGGAAGCAGAAGAUCACUACGAGGGUGAGAGGAAAGAUUUGACAGGCAGACUAGAAGCUCUGGAUAGCAUUGUCCGAAUGUUGGAACUUAAACACAAGAACUCGCUUGACCAUGCCAGCAGGCUUGAAGAAAGGGAGAAUGAACUUAAGAAGGAAUAUGCCAAACUGCAUGAGCGGUACACGGAGCUAUUCAAGACCCACAUGGACUAUAUGGAGCGGACAAAGUUGCUCCUUAGCACGGCAAGUGAACGAAACGAAGUUCGGGGUCGUCUUGGUCUCAACCCUAUUGGCAGAUCAAGUGGUCCGAUAUCGUUCGGUUUCUCUUCUCUCGAGGGUUCUGUGAAUGUGCUGGAGCAAUCUUCGAGUAUACCCGGCAGUCCAGUUAGUCUUUCGUCAUCACCGCCGUCUCCGACAAUAGGUUCUGAACUGGCAGCAGUGCGUACAAUGGAGCGUGCCCACCAGACCGACCCUAUUACUCAACAAAGUCAGGCUACAUCACCUGUUGCACCUCCCAACUCUGUCGGUAAAUCGCAGACGAAGAGCGAGAGACGAAGCGGAAAUACUUUAUACCAGGAAUUGUCGUUCAAUGAAUGCGAGGCGUCCAUAGUUGAGGGCGAUGACAGCGCUGAUAUAACAGGUAGCUGGGUGCAUCCUGGAGAAUAUGCAUCAUCAGUUAACGAUAACUAUUUUGGUAUGGGCAAGGAAGUCGAAAAUUUAAUCCUGGAAAACAACGAAUUACUGGCUACAAAGAAUGCGUUGAACGUGGUGAAAGAUGAUUUGAUAGUCCAAGUGGAUCAACUGACUGGGGAACAAGAGAUUCUGAAGGAAGAAGUUGCAAAUCUCAAUGCUGCCAGGGGACACCUCAGGGAACGGGUCACGCAGCUUGAGGAAGAACUCAGACAUCUGAGGGAGACGAUGAGUAACAACGCGAGCGGUGGCGAUAACGAAGAUGAAGCUGACGUGCCAAUGGCUCAGCGCAGGCGGUUCACUAGAGUGGAGAUGGCGCGGGUUCUCAUGGAGCGUAAUCAGUAUAAGGAACGUUUUAUGGAGCUGCAAGAUGCUGUUCGCUGGACGGAGAUGGUCCGUGCAAGUCGCGUCGAUUCCAAUAUGGAUAAGAAAAAUAAACAGAGCAUAUGGAAGUUUUUCAGCAACCUCUUUAGUACAAGCGAGAGACCACAGCGGCCUCUAUCAACGCCUCACUUACGUGCAGUAGCGGCCCCUCAACCAGCCAUGAGACACUCCCGCACGUCUGCCGACUUCCUUGAGACUCAGCUUACAGAUCAUCAUCACAGGCGGCAUGAGCGGAGCGAGCAAUUCCGUCAGGUUCGGGCGCACGUACGUAAAGAAGAUGGGCGCACGCAGGCCUACGGCUGGAGUCUGCCAGGGAAAACCGGGCAAGGUCAAAAGGGGCCCAGCCCGUGCACCUCGCUGUCAUCAGGGGGAGUGCCGGUGCCCGUCCCCGUAUUCUGCAGACCUAUAGCGGAGACGGAGCCUCGUAUGACUCUACUAUGUGCCGCUGCCGUGAACCUCAACGGUGGUCGAACCCCAGACGGCGGCUGCAUGAUUGGCGAAAGUGUGUUCUAUGCCAAAGAGGAUAAGAACGAAAUGUGCCUAGCAUAUGAAAUGAGCAAAGCACAAUCUGUGCACUCUCCAGAAGUGGAAGAAAUAAAUCAGCAGUUGCAGUCUACACAAAGUGUUGAGGUCCUCGAGAAGAACUUGUCGUCCCUUGUGUGGAUUUGCUCCAGCACGCAAACGAAAGGCGUUGUUAUGAUUAUUGAUGCCAACAACCCAGCAGAAGUACUAGAAUCAUUCCCAGUGAGCGACAAGCAUAUACUAUGCGUAGCAUCUGUGCCCGGCGCAGUAGCUGACGACUACCGCGAGUAUGAAGAAAGAAUGAAUGCCGAAACGGAAACUAAGAGGCAUUCAGGGCAAUCACUGUUUUGCGUGGGUAAGAGCGAUUCCAUCGAUAGUCAGAGCAACGGGGUUCCGGGAGUAGCGAAUGGUGCUGACGAAAAUGGAGAUAAGGAGGUUGUUGUUGGCUCCGCUAAAUUGGUGAAGGGGACAAUUUUAACACCACCGGCGACCCCUACAAAAGAACCCGAUCCACCGGCGGAGUCGGAGUCUGGGGUACCUAAAGAAUCGGCUGUAAAAGACGUGGAGGAAUCCCCAGACGGCGUCGCACCAGGCAGUCCACCGCUCAGUUCCACACCUAUCAAUGUGGCAUAAUUUGUUUCCAUAGAGCAUCUGGGGUCGCCUGAGCCCGGUGUGGAUGCGAUUGCUCAAGAAGUAUCGAAUGCUGAGAGCCGCACCGACGUACCGCAGGAUCGGAAAAUGUCCACAAUAAUGGCCACCAUGUGGCUGGGCACCAGAAGCGGCAAUUUAUAUGUUCACUCCGCAGUUGGGAACUAUAGCAAGUGUUUGGCAAGGGUGAAGUUAAACGACGCGAUACUGUCCAUUGUAGCGUGUUCGUCUCGCUGCAUCGUCGCCCUGGCUGACGGCACUGUAGCGAUAUUCUCGCGGCUCGCCGACGGCCAAUGGGACUUCUCACAUUACUGGCAACUCACGCUCGGGGACCCUAAGUGUUCAGUUCGGUGCCUCAGUGCGGUCGGUUGCACGGUGUGGUGUGGUUACCGGAACAAGGUGCACGUGAUCGACCCACGGUCUAGGGUGCUGCUGUACUCGCUGGAGGCUCAUCCACGUCAGGAGAGCCAAGUUCGGCAGAUGGCUUGCGACGGCGACGGUGUUUGGGUGUCAAUUAAAAUGGAUUCGACACUGCGCUUAUACCACGCGCACACAUACCAACACCUGAAAGAUGUGGAUAUUGAGCCGUACGUGAGCAAGAUGUUGGGCACCGGUAAAUUGGGCUUCUCGCUCGUUAGGAUCACGGCGCUACUCAUCAGCUCUGGCAGAUUGUGGAUCGGAACCAGUAAUGGUGUAGUGAUAUCGGUGCCACUGUCUGAAGGGUCCAGCCGGGACUCAGUGGGUGGUACACUGCCCCCUGUGGCGAGGAACAAUGUGCCAGGUCACGUAGCACUCGUUCAACAACGACCGCCCAGUCCGACUAGCGCUGCCAUACCCUGGUGUUCAAUGGCUCAUGCCCAACUCAGUUUCCACGGACACCGGGAUGCCGUUACCUUUUUCGUGGCGGUACCAGGGCUGGCCGGUUCACCCGCCCGUACCCCCGACACUACCCGCCGACACUCCCCAACCCCUCCACCGAUGCUCGUCAUAUCCGGCGGGGAGGGCUACAUUGACUUUAGAAUAGCCGACUCUGAGAUGGAAGAUAGCGUAAUAGUCGCGGAAGAUGGGUCGUCCAGUGGUCACAGUUCGCUCGCUGAGCGGGCCUCCAAGAGUCACCUGAUAGUGUGGCAAGUUGCUACCGCCUAACGUAAGGCUAGCCGAGCACGCAUCGACUCCGAGACAGACUUCAUUUACGUGUGUACCUCAACCAAACCAGCGGUACCCAUCGACACAUAACUUGUUCGCUGUUGACGAAUAGGACGCCAUCUUGGAAAUGUAUUUUUUGUUCUUUUAAAUAGAGAAUGUAUCAGAAAUCUAUGACUUUUUUUAAGUUUAUUGGACUAUACAUUUGUGUUUUAUUAAUUUUUGACUUGUUAAUAAUAUUUUAUUCAUUGAUAUAGUAAAAUUUUACUAAUUCUGACAUGUUUUUACGAAUUGAUCUGAUUUUAUUUUUACAAUGUGUAAUAUUUUUAUUAUAUGGACAAAUAGGGUAAUUCAAAGAUCGGUCCGUUAUUCUUAAUGAAUAAUAU